AUGACGCUCGACGACGUCAUCCGAGACGGCCUCCACGACCUCCUCGGGAUGUCCGCGCGCGCGCUCGAGUCCUUCGUCGCGGACGCGGCGUCGAGGGUUGAUUUCAAUCCACACGCGUUGACCACCGAGCUCGUCCACGCCGGGCUCUCGAGCGACGACGGCGCGCGCGCGUUCGCCGAGCGCGUGUGCGCGUGCGGUCGCGACGGGCGAGACGCGCGCGAGCGGGCGCCGAGGGCGGUGGUGGCGGCGGCGGCUGGAUCAUCAUUCGCGGCGGCGGACGCGUACGCGCUCGUGGAGGCGACGCCGUCGAGCUCGGAGAACGACGACGCGACGGUGUCUCGAGGGCGACGGCGCGCGGAGAAACGUGGGAAGAAGCUGCGGCGACGGGCGGUGGAUGACGGGGGGUCGAGCGAGGAGGACGCGGUGGCGGCGGCGACGCGGCGGGUCGCGCUCGGGCGGGCGCGGGGGACGCGGGACGACGACGCGGAGACGACGCCGGAGAGCGAGAGCGAGGAGACGACGCGGCGACGGGAGAUGGAGGAGGAUGCGCGGGAGCGGGAUGCGUUUGAGGAACGGUUGCGGGCGAGGGAUGCGGCGAAGACGAAAAAGGUGAAUGAGCGAGAGCCGAGCGAGGCGGAGCGCGCCGAGGCGGAACGACGAGGGGCGCGUCUCGAGAGCGAUGCGCAGCGCAUGGAUCUCGUUCCGGAGCUUCGUAAGGUGUCGAGACAGGAGUACUUGAAGAAGCGCGAACUCCAAAAACUCGAAGAACUCAAGGAAUCGAUUCGUGAGACGGAGUACUUUUACGAAGGCCAAGACGUGACUGAGGAACAACGGGCGGAUCUCGAGAAGAGGAAAAAGGUGUACGAGCUCGCGAUGGAACAGAUCAAUAGCAUUAACGAGGCGCUGGAGGAGCGGUAUCAAAUUCCCACGGCGUAUGACGAUCCGAACAAGCCUAAAUCGAUGAACGAGCGGUUCGCCGUCGCGAGACAGCGGUACAAGGAGCCGGAUCCGGAGGACGACGCCAACCCGUUCAAGGAUCAGGAUCGAUGGGAGGCGCAUCAGGUGAAGCAAGCGCAGACGCAGUUCGGGGCGAAAAAUAAAAAGACAGAGGAGAAGCAGUACGAUCUCCUGUACGACGAUCAGAUCAAGUUCAUUAAGGAUGAAAUCAUGGCGGGAGACGGCGUAUCCGAUGAGAGCGACGGCGACGACGUCUCCGAUCGGAGCGACGAGAGCGAGAUGGAUGAGGAGAAGCGCACGAAGCUGGCGUUGGCAGGGAAGCUUGGAAAGCGGGCGAAGAUCGAAGCAGAUCGUAAAUCGCUGCCGAUUUUCCCAUAUCGCGAUGGUCUCAUCAAGGCUGUCGAGGAUCAUCAAGUCGUCGUCAUCGUCGGCGAAACCGGUUCGGGCAAAACGACGCAGAUUCCUCAAUACAUGUGGGAGGCUGGCUUCGGUGGGAAGACGCAAAAGAUUGGAUGCACACAGCCGAGACGCGUCGCCGCGAUGUCUGUCGCGGCGCGCGUCGCCGAAGAGGCUGGGGUCAAGCUUGGACACGAAGUGGGUUACUCGAUUCGUUUCGAGGAUUGCACAAACGACAAGACUCGACUCAAGUACAUGACGGACGGUAUGCUUUUGCGCGAAUUUCUAGGCGAGCCCGAUCUCUCUUCGUAUGCGGUGAUGAUGGUGGACGAAGCGCACGAGCGCACCCUGCACACGGACGUGCUCUUCGGUCUCGUCAAGGACAUUGCUCGCUUCCGUCCAGAGAUCAAACUUUUGAUAUCCUCCGCCACGCUCGACGCAGAAAAGUUCAGCGAGUAUUUUGAUUUUGCGCCAAUCUUUAGGAUUCCAGGUCGUAGGUUCCCGGUCGACAUCUUGUACACUCAACAGCCCGAGGCUGAUUACGUCGACGCGUCCGUGGUGACCAUCUUACAAAUUCACCUGACGCAACCAGAGGGCGACAUCUUGGUAUUUUGCACCGGUCAGGAGGAGAUUGAAAACAUCGAAGAGCUUCUGAAGACGAGAAUCCAUGAGAUGGAGAAGAAACCGCCAGAACUCAUCAUCGCCCCGAUAUAUUCUUCACUUCCGAGCGAUUUACAGGCGAAGAUUUUUGAGGAUCCACCCAAAGGCGCGCGCAAGGUUGUCUUGGCGACGAACAUCGCCGAGACGUCGCUCACGAUUGAUGGCAUCAAGUACGUCAUCGAUCCUGGGUUUUGCAAGCAGAAGAGCUAUAAUCCGCGCACCGGUAUGGAAUCUCUCGUCGUCACACCGACGUCGCAGGCGAGCGCGUUGCAGCGCGCCGGUCGCGCCGGUCGUACCUCGGCGGGUAAAUGUUUCCGUCUGUACACGGCGUGGAGCUUCCAAAACGAGCUCGACCCGAACACGGUGCCGGAGAUUCAACGGACAAACCUUGGGAACGUCGUACUCAUGCUCAAAUCGCUCGGGAUCAAUGACCUGAUGAACUUUGAUUUCAUGGACCCCCCGCCCGCGGAGACGCUCCUGCGAGCGCUCGAACAGUUGUACGCUCUCGGCGCGCUGAAUGACCGCGGUGAGCUCACAAAGCUCGGACGUAAGAUGGCCGAGUUCCCCCUCGACCCAAUGCUCUCCAAGACGCUCUGCGCGAGCGACAAGUACAAGGUGAGCGAUGAAGUCAUGACGAUAUGCUGUAUGCUGUCUUGCGGCAACGCCGUGUUCUAUCGCCCGAAAGACAAACUACAGCUCGCCGAUCACGCGCACAAAGCGUUUCACAUCGGCAAUCCCGGUGAUCACAUCGCACUCUUAAACGUGUACAACUCUUGGCGCGACGCCGAUUUUUCCGUGACUUGGUGUUACGAAAAUUUCGUGCAGCAGCGAACGAUGAAGACGGCGCGGGACAUCCGAGAGCAACUCGAAAAGCUUCUCGAGCGCGUCGAAAUCGAGCCCUCGUCCAAUCCAAACGACAUCGACGGCAUCAAGAAGUGCAUCACGAGUGGCUUCUUCUAUCACACGGCCAAGCUGCAAAAGAACGGGAGCUAUCGCACGGUGAAAAAUCCGCAAACGGUGGCGAUCCACCCCUCGAGCGGACUCGCGAAAGAGCUUCCUCGAUGGGUCGUGUACUUUGAGCUCGUGUAUACGUCCAAGGAGUACAUGAGACAGGUGAUCGAGAUCAAACCCGAGUGGCUCGUCGAAAUCGCGCCGCACUACUACAAGAGGAAGGAGAUCGAGGGCGAGACGAUCAAGAUGGGUAAGGCGGGCACGGGCAAGAAGUCAGACGUCGUCUUGGCGUGA
Ostreococcus tauri is the source of this 3258-nucleotide messenger RNA. RefSeq names its product Helicase, C-terminal. Gene Ontology annotation, cellular component: intracellular anatomical structure; catalytic step 2 spliceosome. The record is from RefSeq and is a predicted model, not a curated record. Lineage: Eukaryota; Viridiplantae; Chlorophyta; Mamiellophyceae; Mamiellales; Bathycoccaceae. The transcript has a single exon. Bases 1 to 3258 code for a protein of 1085 amino acids. Gene Ontology annotation, molecular function: ATP binding; RNA binding.